AAAAAACUAGGAUUACUGUAUAUAAUUGUUUCGUCUUAAAUCAGUUUAGAGACACUGUAUGAACAUAUAUUAUUUAAUUUUUAAAAAGUUAAUACUUAUUUUUUAAAUAUAAAAAUGUUCUGGAGAAAAAUCUCACCAAAAGAUAAAUCUGUUUUAAUAACAGGCUGUGAUUCAGGUUUUGGUAAUCGACUGGCGUUUAGAUUAAAUGAAUUGGGAUUCAGAGUCUAUGCGACCGUUUUGAGUGAACAAAGUGUCGGCGCUCAGGAUUUGACUACAAAAUGCAAGUUUGCGGACAAUAUGUGUGUUUUGGAAAUGAAUGUCACGAAAGAGGACCAAAUCAACAGAUGCUAUGAUUUUGUUGAGUCAGACCUACAGAAAAAUGGAUGUGUAUUGUGGGCAGUGGUGAACAACGCCGGUGUUGUCACGUAUGGUCACACAGAAUGGGGUCCUUUCGAUGAGAUCACCAAAACAUUUGACGUCAAUGUGUUUGGUGUGAUUCGGGUGACCAGAAAAUUUACCCCUCUUAUCAGGCUAUCACAAGGUCGUAUCGUAAUCGUGGCCAGUCUUGGCGGGCGUUUAGUAGCCGACAAUCUCGGGGUGUACUGUAUGUCCAAAUUCUCCAUCAUUGCCUAUUCGGAUGCCUUGCGCCGGGAGAUGAGAAAAUUCAAAGUGAAAGUGUCGACUAUAGAGCCCCUACUGUUCAAGACAGCGAUGUAUGAAAUGGCAAAACCAUCGCUCGAUAGGAAUUGGAUGACAACCGAUGACACUAUUCGCGAGGCUUAUGGUGAGCACUAUUUUGCACACCAAUUGAAAGUACUGGACUGGGAGUUCAAAAUAGGAAUGGGCACCAAGAACCUGGAUAUUGUGGUUAAUGAUAUGAUCGCUGCCGUGGUUAGUGUCAGUCCAAACAGACGGUAUACACCGGUCAAUAGGUUUAUGUUUAAAAUAAUUCCUCCGUUCAUACCAUUGUUGCCGCAAUGGAUAGUCGACCGAGUAUUUUAUGCCAUGAAUACUAAACCGGCGUUUGUCAACAAAACUAAACAAAAUAAAAUAUGAUUUUUGUACCUUGAAUAUAAAUUACUAUAGAACUAUUAAU
Oppiella nova is the source of this 1096-nucleotide messenger RNA. The record is from the annotation of a GenBank genome assembly. NCBI's taxonomy places the organism in Eukaryota, Metazoa, Arthropoda, Arachnida, Sarcoptiformes, Oppiidae.